GCUGGCAGUCAGUUUCAUUGGCGUCUGUGUCUUUUUUUUAUUUUCCCCACCACCCUUUCUUUCUUGCAGCCCGAAUAACGUAAGGAAGGCUUUUGCUACCACCCACUGCUCAACCUCCGACCAGCACACACACAUGCACACGCUCUCUUGCCUCUCCUCUCUUGUGCAUUCCCCUUGGAUCUGACUCUAAAAGGAGUGACAUUCUUUUUUUAAAGAGAACAUUUUGAACCACCUAAUUUUAAAUAAAAAUUUCAAGAAGAAUGGUCAUGGGCUCGACAGAGACACAGUGGCGUCAGGGGGAACUCCCACAGCUGCAGGGCUGGGCAGAGAAAGGGAUGCUGACACAGCCAAAGAUGAUAAUCAGCAACAUGGAGCCUCAGGUGACGAAUGGACCGACUGCCACCACGGCCAACGGGCCCUCCAGUAACAGUCGGAGCUGCUCCUCCCCCAUGCAGUCGGGCGGUCUCGCCGACGACAGCAAGACCAACCUCAUUGUCAACUACCUGCCCCAGAACAUGACACAGGAGGAGUUCCGCAGCCUGUUCGGCAGCAUUGGCGAGAUCGAGUCCUGCAAGCUUGUCCGGGACAAAAUUACAGGACAGAGUUUGGGCUAUGGCUUUGUGAACUACAUCGAUCCAAAGGAUGCAGAAAAAGCCAUUAACACAUUAAACGGACUUAGACUUCAAACUAAAACUAUUAAGGUGUCCUACGCCCGGCCCAGCUCAGCCUCUAUCCGUGAUGCUAACCUGUACGUCAGCGGCCUUCCCAAAACCAUGAGCCAGAAGGAGUUGGAGCAGCUGUUCUCCCAGUACGGACGCAUCAUCACAUCACGCAUCCUGGUGGACCAGGUCACAGGCCCCUCAGGUGCCUCCCGGGGCGUGGGGUUUAUCCGCUUUGAUAAGAGGAUAGAGGCAGAGGAGGCCAUCAAGGGGCUGAACGGACAGAAACCCUCGGGCACCGCCGAACCAAUCACUGUCAAGUUCGCCAACAACCCCAGCCAGAAAACCAGCCAGGCCCUCCUCUCCCAGCUCUACCAGUCUCCAAACCGACGGUACCCUGGCCCCCUGCACCACCAGGCCCAGAGAUUCAGGCUGGACAACUUGCUUAAUAUGGCCUAUGGCGUAAAGAGGUUCUCUCCCAUCACCAUCGACAGCAUGACCAGCCUGGUGGGGAUGAACAUCCCCGGGCAUACCGGGACUGGCUGGUGCAUAUUCGUGUAUAACCUGUCUCCAGACUCGGACGAGAGUGUGCUGUGGCAGCUCUUCGGGCCCUUUGGAGCGGUCAACAAUGUCAAGGUCAUCCGCGACUUCAACACCAACAAGUGCAAAGGCUUCGGCUUCGUUACCAUGACGAACUACGACGAGGCGGCCAUGGCCAUCGCCAGCCUGAACGGCUACCGUCUGGGUGACCGAGUCCUCCAAGUCUCCUUCAAAACCAGCAAGACCCACAAAUCCUGAACCCCACAACACAGCAACUCCACACAGGAAAAACAAAAGAACUGGGGAUGGCUUAUAAUAUAACUUUGGACCUAUAAGCCAAUGUUGCCUAAGUAUUAAAAGAAAAAUAAUAAUUUGGAAGCCCUGUGAUUGUAACAGGAUCUUUUUUUUUAUGUACACAGUAGCAAAACCGGUCCCCCUAAUUUCAAAGACGUGAAUGUCUUUUCUUAAGAUUUGCGUUCUGUUGUACACUUUGUGGGUAUUCUUCCUACCCGGAUUGGCUGUCUUCUGAGAAACACCUUUCUUGAAAGGUGGGGGGUGGGGGGUGGGGAUGGUUGCCUCUUUUAGAAAAACAGUUGACCAUUUAUUGAAUAUAUUGUUUGUUUUUUAAGUCCAGUUUAAAUUGGUAAACUACCCCAUUUUACAGUCAAAGGGAUGACACAACAAAUGUUUCCUUUGUUAAAAAGGAAAAACAUUAAUUUUUCUUUUGUAUUGCAAACAAAACACAUGUUUUUCCUCACUUGGGGUGGGGAAAGGGAGAAGGGUGGGUUCAGUUUCCUGAUCUGAUGACAUACGGAACGAUUUUAAAAACACUGUUGCCAAAGAGAAGAUCUCUUUGCUUGAAAAUGGGUUUCGAAAAAGAAAAUAAAAUCUAUUUUUAUAAAUAAAAAAAUUCAUAAUUAUUGAAGAAUUUUUACAAGAAUCUGGAUAAAAAAAUAUUUUGACUGGCUAAUGUAGGGGGAUAAAAUUGCCAGCUUGUCUUGUUCAUUCUGCAGUGGUACUUUUUAAGAUCAAGGUUGUGUGUUUUUGAAAAAAUCGGAUUGCCGAUUUUGUUUUGUAGACGGAAGGUUUUAUCAAGUGCAAAUAAAAAUGCAGGCAGGUGAUCUUCUUCAUAACUUUUCAUAGACUAUAAUGAUAAAUGUAAGGGAAAAUGAGAAGGGUUUUCCUAGCCCAAGCAGUUCCCCAAUCCAGAACCCUAAAGCAAGGAGAUGCAUUGUCAGCGGAUUUUCUUUCAGUCAUCAGUAUAUGGGAUAUCAGUAAUAAAUAUAUCAAUUAAGAACUUUUUUUUUCUUCUUGUUUCAAUUCCUUAAUAUAAAAAAACUAAUAAUAAAAACCUUCCUUUUAGUUUUCAGCGGUAGGUGCUAUAUUAUAUAACAUGAUUUACAUAUCUUAAAUAUCCAAGUUCGUUGUUCUAUGUGUUGUUUAGAGGUACUUCGAUGUUCACAUUGAAUUGAGCUGCUGUUAUUUUCAUUUUUAUUAUUCGACUUGUAGCCCCCUGGCCUUUUCUUUUCUCAAAGUACUGCGAAAUCUGAAAGGCAGAAUAAAAGGGGCAUGUUGUAUCACUUAACGAGUUUUCUUUGGCGUGCUGACUUUACGUUUAAGCGUUGAUUGUGAUGCAUUUGGUCAGAAUCAAAUAAUUAGCUAGUUUUGUUAGUCUAGUAUUUGUUUACUCAAAAAGGAGCUUCUAGAAAAGAUGCAGCUGUGUCUUUAUUUGUUGUGUACGAAUAAAUAUAUAUAGUCUCAUUUUUUAAUAUAUAUAUAUAUAUAUAUAUAUAUAUUUAAAAUAAGUCACUGGUUUAUGUUUUAGCUUGUCUUUUCAUAUGAAAACUUUAAAAGUGAUUUAUUAAGUUACUUAGAAACCUUGUGAGAAUCUCGUUUAAUAUGUUGUCACGUCGCUUGUGAAUAUUUUUGGGGUUUAUAUUUCCUACCGCCGCGGAAGAACCCGAAUAAAGCUAUUUAUUUAUAGAUUGAUUGAUUUAUUUUAUUUAUUUUUUCUGUCGUCUGUGUUUUGCGUGAUUCUGGUAUGGGAGGGGGGGAUGUUUACGAGCUAAAGGGAACAAAUCGACUGGAGGGGGAGGUCUCCCUUUAGUCCAGUGCACUGAAAACUUUUAGUACAUUUGUGCUUUGUACCAAUAUAACAAAAUAAACAUUUAAAAUGAUUGAAAAAAAAAGGUGGAGAGGGUUGGUGGCACUCUUCCCUGGUUACUAGAAGCUGUUACUCGCUAUGCAUAACCUAGUUGAUAGUUGAAUUUGCUAUUGCUUUUUUGUCUUGUUAAAAUCUUUCAAUCUUUUUCAAUAAAGUUUAGUCUUACUAGAAUGUUAACAGUUGUUCUGGUUCAAUAUAACCUGUGCUAAGUUGGUGUAUUUUAAUGCUACUCCUCUCUUCCUCUUCCCCUUCACACCACACUUAAGCUCACAAGAGAAGAAGAGAAGGAAACUCAUUUGGUUACAUGGCAGUUUUCAUCCUCGAUGUAGUGGACAGACUAGUUUUGAAGAUUGUUUAAAAAGUACUGUAAUGGUGUUGCAGGCCAGUUUAAAUUAAUAUAAUUAGUAUAUAAAAACUAAUCAGGAUAACAAUACACUGGAACAACAAUACACUUUUUUUUUUUUUUAAGAUUUAAAAAAUGGUUAUACUUGUCAGUAAGUACAAAUUGGGAUUCGGAAAUAAGACUUUAGGAUUCGUUUAUUAUUUUGAGCCCUUUAUCCCAGGUGAAUAUUGAAAUGUAUGAUAUUGUUUUGUUUAGUAGUCACCUGACCAGGAGCACUGAGGAAGCUGUUGUGGCUCCUGCAGCAAAUUAAACAUGUUGUGUCAAGCAUCUUCAGUGAAAGUGCAUACCUCAUAGCGGAUAGACCAGUGUAUCCAUUCUAUCCAUGUGCCUGUGUGUAGAUCACUAACAGAUGCUUUGAAAUAUAUGGGACUGCAUCACGUACCAGCAGUGCUUUUAAAAUGCUACAGUAUAUUAAUAUUACAGUGUGGUUCAGGGUUACCCACCUGCAGAAUCUGAAUCGCUAGUGUUUAUGUGUGUGUGUCAGAGGGGUUGGGGGAGGGCGGCUCUUGUCAUUUUCAUUUUCUUCUGAAAUGUGUUUGUUUAAUAUCUGAGAAACUAGAAAACCUUUCACUGGACCAGACAGUUCUGUCCGACUUGAGUUAAUCUUAUUAUUAAUCUAAUUACUGCGAUGAAUGACUUCAUGUUAUCCUUGCUAGUUUAGAUCAUUUCUGAAACUGGAAACAAAAAAUGGAAAAAAAAAAAAAAACCUUGCUGUAAAUGUUUUUUCAUAAAACUGUUGUGUUUGAAUUAUUUGUACUUUUGAAUGUCGGGACAAUAAAAUGAGGUGUUGAGA
Molecule: messenger RNA, 4559 nt
Organism: Polyodon spathula (Mississippi paddlefish)
Lineage: Eukaryota; Metazoa; Chordata; Actinopteri; Acipenseriformes; Polyodontidae
Product: ELAV-like protein 4
Exons: 8
Coding region: 261-1457 (398 amino acids)
Cellular component (GO): ribonucleoprotein complex
Molecular function (GO): RNA binding
Source: RefSeq, a predicted model, not a curated record